Scatophagus argus is the source of this 6536-nucleotide messenger RNA. RefSeq names its product adenosine receptor A1-like. The transcript is spliced from 3 exons. Gene Ontology annotation, molecular function: G protein-coupled adenosine receptor activity. NCBI's taxonomy places the organism in Eukaryota, Metazoa, Chordata, Actinopteri, Scatophagidae. Gene Ontology annotation, cellular component: membrane; dendrite; synapse. Bases 596 to 1615 code for a protein of 339 amino acids. Gene Ontology annotation, biological process: G protein-coupled adenosine receptor signaling pathway. The record is from RefSeq and is a predicted model, not a curated record.
CACACAUAUGACUUUGCAGUAAGAAGAUAAGGGAUUUUUUUUUCUUUGACAAUCUGAAAUAGCUGGGUGGACGUCAUCAUAUCUAAACUGGGACGAAAUGAAUUAUCUAAUGGAAAAUAAAUAUCUGCCUGUCACUAGCCACUACAAUGAUGCUCAAAUAAUAAACACAUUUUAACUGGCGCGAUUAUUAAAAUGAUUAAUCGGGAAACAACACAAUCUGGGACUAAAUCGGUUUAUUUGUCCGACCUUUGACUCAUGCCAGACGAGCUUUGGGAACCUGCUUGUGACUCAUUCAGUAGCCUGGGUCGGUCCUGUGCCUCCGCCAGCAGGACUGCGGGGACCACUUCAUUCUCGAAACCACAGCUUGACCGCAUGGAGACCAAGUUCUGCGUCUGGCGCGCAGCUCGAUGUCCUGGACCGGAUCCUAAUAUAAUUCAGAGGAACAGACACUACCUCUACCUCUGUGGGGACAUAAAACAUGCAAAACCUAAGUCUGGGUGUCUCAGUCGGUGGCCACAAACUCAAACAGGGAACUCCCUCGACGUGUUCGGGCUGUUUUCUCCGCUGAGCGCACACUCCUCCAGCAUCCGUGAACAUGCCUUCGGGUCUGCCUGCCUCUAAAGCCGUCUACAUCGGGAUGGAGGUGGUGAUCGCUGUGUCCUCGGUCAUCGGUAACGUGAUGGUGGUCUGGGCUGUGCGUAUUAACCGGUCUCUGAGAGACACCACGUUUUGUUUCAUCGUCUCCCUGGCCUUGGCUGACAUUGCAGUCGGGGCUCUUGUCAUCCCUCUCGCCAUAACCAUCAGCAUCGGACUCCAGACGCACUUUUACAGUUGCUUGCUGGUCGCCUGCACAGUGCUCGUCCUGACUCAAAGUUCAAUCCUGGCGUUGCUGGCCAUCGCCAUCGACCGCUAUCUGAGAGUCAAAAUACCCAUGAGCUACAAGCGGUUGGUGACCCCUCGGCGAGCUGGCAUGGCCGUGUUAUUGUGUUGGCUGGUGUCCAUCAUAGUGGGCCUCAUGCCCAUGUUGGGCUGGAAUAACCUGCAGAGUCUUCGUGACAAUGGCUCCCUUAUCACUGAUGACCUCUUGGUGACCUGUGAGUUUGAGACAGUCAUCAGCAUGGACUACAUGGUCUACUUCAACUUCUUUGGUUGGGUGCUGCCCCCUCUGCUCCUCAUGCUGGCCAUCUAUGUCGAGAUUUUUUACAUGAUCCACAAACAGCUCAACAAGAAGGUCACAGCUAGCCACACAGACCCCAGCCGUUACUUUGGCAAGGAACUCAAGCUAGCCAAGUCACUUGCCCUUGUUCUCUUCCUCUUUGCUGUCAGUUGGCUUCCUCUUCACAUCCUAAACUGCAUCACUCUCUUUUGUCCCACCUGUGACAAGCCAGUGUUCCUCGUUUACAUUGCCAUCAUACUCACUCAUGGCAACUCAGCAGUCAAUCCCAUCGUUUAUGCCUUCCGCAUCAAGAAAUUUCGCACAGCGUUCCGGAAAAUCUGGAAACAGUAUGUGCUUUGUCAGGAUCCAGUCGGUCGGCUUCCUCAAAGAGGGAGCCAGAGAGGACAGAGUAAUGAGAGGAGGCUGAGGCAGAAUGAUGAUGACGAUGAUGACUUGUGACCUUUGGAAACUAAUUGGAUUGCUGUGUUACUGUUAAGUUUCACUCCACUGGUUCACAGAAUGGAAAAGACUGGCUUUAUUUUCACGCUCAAGGAUAAUUGUUCAAAGUGGCCUUAAUGGCAUCGAUGGAUUUCAGAGGGAUUAAAGAGAUGAGGGAACUCCAUCGUGGAAUGACUGACUUCCUCCAUCCAACACAAUGCAAGAGGAUAGGAUGACAAGUCAAUAUGGAGACAGGAUAAACAUCCUAAAUCAGACUUUGGUUAAGAAAACAAUGAUGAUGUCGUAUGGGAAAUGGGGCUUCUCAUCAGUUUCAACACCAACCUGUUGAUCUUGAAUCAGUAAGUGUUUAUCAGCAGCACAUAGUAGUGUACGCUAUAUUGUAUUUUUGACCUGAAAAUUCAUGGCCUUUUCAUGUGAAUGAUCUCAAAUAGUUGGUGGAUUGUAUUGUGUUCUACAUUUACAUGCUUAGUUCUGAGGCCUUAAGGACAGAUAGUGUCAGAGGAAGAGGAGCAAAGGCAUUGUGGUAUCAGUAUGAAUCUGAAACAAGUGGCGAUUAACAGGACAUUUGCCUAACCAGCUUGGAGCUUUGAGAUGAAAGAGGAAACAGAAUUCAUCUGCUGGUUGCCUCAAUUAAAAAUGUAAAAAUGACUCACUUGUAAUAGUGCUAAUGUGAUUUGACUCAUGGCCUUUUCAGAUGUGCUACACAGUCCGGAGCAUGUGAAAGUUUUUUGACACUUGUGAGACCAUUUGUCAGGAUGCCUGAUCCCAUUUAUUAGUUGUACCUGAAAACAACAUCCAUACUAAAAGGAAAAUUACUUGAUGCUACUCAUGAAAUAUUUAUGGUCAAAAAACAUGGAGCCAACUAGCAACUAUGUAACUAUAGCUACAUCAGUGAGGGCUGUGAAUCUAAAGAAUGUUGGAGCUCCUUCAUCAAACAAGCUUCAUUUGAUCUGGGUAAUCAUCAUUUUUAAACUAUAAUGUACCUCUGUAUAUGUUUCACCAGGCCCUUUCCACUACUUGCAGGUGUUUACCUUUUAACAUUCUUUUCUCUUGAUUGAUUGUAAAAAUAUAGGUUUACCAAUGUAGCAUCAUCACAUCCUCCCUGUCAUUUUUGUUGCAGGAUUGACAUAAUCAAGCAAUGUUGUCCUUAGAAAUGAGUGAGAUUUGACAUGAAAGAUACAUGUUGAGAUGGACCUGCUGACACUUAAAGUAUGUACUGUAUUUUACUAAUAUAUAUAUGUAAAUAUUAAUGGAAGCUGCUGUAUAAAUUUUACCUCACUGAGCAAACAGCUGUUUAUCGCUUACGCGUCCUCUUACAGCUGUAGACUGAGUGAGAUUGGGAAAUCCACCCUCCAAGCAUUAGAGAUUUUCUUAUGACAUAGGCCCAGUUAAAUGGAGGAAGGAAACCCAGCAAAAAGUGUGACAGCAUAUUGUAAGCCCUGAUUUAUAUUCAUAAUGCAUUAGCAGGAGAAAGCAUCAAAAUCCACACUCUCUUUCUUUCUAUGCUUCUCUGUAUCAAAGCUAAACCCAUCAGUGGUGGGAGGCCAUUUUUUUUUGUGUGUACAAAAAAAAUCAAUCCUCUGUCUCGGCAGAAUGCAGGCUCAUGUGGGAAUAAGUGAGCAGGUUAUGAAGGCGAUGUGGGGUGGGAGUGGCUGAAAGGAUUAUUCUCUUUAAGGUGAGAGUGCAGCUGAAGAACUCAUCAAGUGUUUACAUCUCUGUGGAGGUCAUAAUCCAAGCCACCCUGAUGCUUCUGGGUAACGACUCCUGUAAAUGUGACCCUGGUACUGUGUGUUACAGCGUAUAUAGUAUAUACACAUAUAUAACAUAUAACAUAACAUUUACAAUGCUGCUUUUGUAUUAAUGUUUCCAUGUGAUUCUUUUCUCAUUUUGUGCUCGUGAAAUGCUUUUAAAGCCACUGUGUGUAGAAUCUAAUAUUUUACAAGAUAGAAUGUAAAAAUAUUAUAGCAUAUUUCAAAUUAUGACAACAGCAUCAUGUUUUUUAAUUUAUUUUUUGUGUAUAGAAAAAUUGAAUCAGUCCAUCUAUUCUGUGUGUUCCUAUGUCGGGUUGGACCAAUACAUGCAUGGGUAUGUAAAUAUUAUAAUAUACAUUGUCUAACAAAGUGGGGAUUUUUUUUUCUGUUACGACUAUUCAGGGGCACCAAACACUGACACAUUUAAUUCUGCAUGUAGUGGCUUUAAGUUUUGAUCUGUUUACCUUUGUGAUAAGAUGAUUUGCUGUCCAUUAUUUGUGCAAUAUUCUUGGGUGUACAUUAACAAUAUUUAAAGGAAGUCUGUAGUUUAGAUAGUUUCCACAUGGACACUGCUGGAGGCUCCAAGCAGUAUGUACUAAUAUGGUGAGCUGCUUUGUUUUUAUUUUUUUUUGUCAAUCUUUAAUUGUUAAGGAAUUAGUAGGUCAACAGAUGGAGUCAGAACACGGAAAGCAGACUCUUAAUCCCAGCUGAAUGUGUACAUUGUAAGAAAGCAGUUGGUGGAAAAUACAAUUCAGUCAGUCACAAUCACAAUCAAAUACAAGUCAAAGAAAAUAAAGUAGCUUUCAUCGUGGAUACUGACUACAAAAAUUUAAUGGCUGGCGUUAUUAAGCAGAGUGGUAUUCAACAGCAGUUCUUUGGAGGGUUUGACAAAAAUAGUGCCAUUUCUCAAGAAGAGUAUAUUUUUGCUUUCUUCUUGUCAACAAGUCAAGUUUAUUUAUAUAACCUGAACUCAUAGUUUUUAUCCAAACAUAAGACAAAUAAACAGAUAAGCCAAUGUCCAGUAUUCAACACUUUUACAUCUGGCUUUAUAAAUUUGCAUCAGUCUACUUCCUUUUUGCUGUUUUUUGCUUUUUAUAAAACUGGUGUCUGACUUUCUUCAGUUUUUCAGUUCAGCUUGAGGAAAAAUGUGGAGUGAGACUGAAAAGACUUUUUUCCCAGUAGCCAUUUUAACUUGUCAGUCCCUGCUGUCUCUAAUAACACCAUUGAUUGCUGAGCUACUUUGCAUAUCUUACUGGAAUCAUGGAGUCAUUAUUAAAAUCAUUAUUUCCACCUGUGAUUUUCCAGCAAGUCAAAAUGUAUACUGUGAAAAAGGAACAAGAAUCUCAUUCAUUUGGUAACAAUAAAGACAUAAGAGGACUCUAACUGAAUGCUAGAUGUCUUUGAGGCCCGUUAAUCUCCAUCCAAGGAUUACUACACGGAUAUAGUAUGUAUAUAGCUUUUGCCAUAUAUUAAUGUAACGUUUCAACUUAUUUUAAAUGAAGCAAGUUGGCUAUGGUACUUUUAAUCGGAAAUUCAUGCUGAAAGGCUUGCACAGCUUGUGUUGGAAAUAUCCACCCUAGAAAUAAGACAGAAUGCAUUCUAGCUCCUUCUGGGGUCAAAGUUAAUACUCUUCUUCAGCCUGUAAAGCCUUUAGCUGUGAAGCUGCCUCCCAGCUGCCCAGCCAUGUUUCUUAGAGUGUGGAGUUGCUGCAGACUGCCCAACAGCAGCACAGAGGGCCAGGUGUUACUGUGCAAACAACUCAAAUUCAGGAGUGGUCGUGAAUGUCUGCUUGGACAUGUAUGCAGUGGCCAUAUAUUAUCUCAAAACAAAUACAUUCAUGACAAGCAAAUUUAUCUAACAUCAAAUUCAUUGUUCUGAGAAGAAAGUAUUGGGUAUGAGCGUGUUGUGUCAAGAGUCUGAGCAAGAAUUUCUCACAUAUUUAUGAGCACCCUUGACUUUCCACUUUCCUCACAGAGGUGAAAAUCUACAGUGAGAUGCCUUUACUUCCCUGUGUGAACUGCAGCCACAGAGCUGCAGGCUCUGUGAUCUCAGAGAAAAACAGGAAAAAAAAUGCAAAAUGCAAAAAAUGCUUGCAAAUGUCAUCUUAAAUUUGAUCUGGGCUAAUCCAGCUCUUCUUUUUGUUCCUUACAAUCACAGUCUGCCCUCUCCCUGUGUAUAGUGUAUGGCUGGUUUUAAAAACUAAGAGGGCAGCUGACUGUAGUUGCUCAGUGUUGCACUCUGCUGGCUACUGCACAACAACAGCACAUGAGGCACUGUGUCUGGAGAAAUUUAAAUCCUAAAUCAAGGAUACAUGUUAGAAAAAGACACAGAUUGAUGCAAAGAUUUCACAUGUAGAUUUUAUCUUUGAAGACACAAGAAUAAGUUCUGCUUUCAACUGACGCUGGUGUUCAUACCUGGAAAGGAGAUAUAUGAAGGUUUUAGGUUUUUUACAACAGCAUCAUGUCUUUGGCUACACGUGAAUAUACAGUAUGUACACUGUAAACAAACAACCUUUGUCAACAGAGACAGGCUUUUCUUGAACAGGAACACAAAACACAUUUGUUAGGCAUGACUUUUGCUCACAUCUCUUUACAUUUGCUGCCUUUCUUUUCUUCUGUUAAUUUAAUGUUUCCACUUUAGCCACCAUUCAUGAACAAUGUUAAUAUUCCUUUCAAUAAAGAGGCAGAUACUGGAGUCAAUACUUCUCCAAAAACAUUCAAUAAUGCAUGUCAGAGGAGUGUGGGAGCUGCAUAUGCAAAAAAUACUGGAUACACAAGGGUGGAGGGAAUAAAUUUGUUUCCUACGAGGGUCAGUGUUUGCUCAGUCACUCAGUGUCAGAGGUCGUUGUCAAGCUCUCUAACAGGUCCAAUCAAAAAGUUGAUUGGAACUGGAUAUUUCACAAGGCCAACUGAACUACAAGUGUUUGUAAUUUGUUUGCAGAAGUAUUCAACCCCAUGAUGGUUACCGUUGCCGUAUAUAAUCCUGCUCUUGAUGGACAGGUCACCCAGUGACUGCGCAGUGGAGCACAUAUUGACAGUGACAACCUGUUCUUCUCUAUAAACAUUGGUGAUCCUUUGGCGAUUCUCUGACCUUUGCACUGGCACCACCAGUAGGUUAAUAUUUUUGUUUUGAAUGAAAUGUCUCAAUAACUGCUGAAUGGAUUACCAUGA